UGAAUGUGUGAAAUCACCUAUUAUUUAAGCUGAGACUUCUCUGAUCACCUCUUCCAAUAUCAUAAUCCUCUCAGACAGAGCAGCCUUCAGUUUUAGAAAUAACAAUAGUUUCUUACUAUUAGAGUUACUGAGAUAUUUAAGACUCACAUGCAAGCAAACCACCAAAGAAUUUUGUGCAAUCACCACCAUAUACCCAAAAAUCCCUUGUCUUUUUGGUCAGAAACUGGCCAAAACUAAAAGUUGCAUCAGAUGCAUCAGAGCAGCGCUGGGAAUCUCCCCACACCAGACCAGUUGCACUCUGUUGAAUGUGCGCUGCAUAACAACACAAUGGCUCGCUGUAGAGGGAUGUUCACUGCCAGCUUACCCAACCCGAGCCCUUUGAUCCUGCUCUUUGUAAUGCAAAUCAAAAGGAGGAGAGAGUAGGACACCAGGGAGAAUCUUCAUGAUGGUACAUGGUUCAUGCUGAUAGAGGGGGUGCAGUUGUCAACUUCUCACUCAAAAUUUGGGCGACACAAUUAAUCUGGAUGCGUUUGAGAAUGUACUGACUCAUGCAGACAUGUUUGGAAUUGGAACGAUAUCUGCAGACGGAGCCCAAAUGGCUGUCCGACCUUUUCGAUGAGGAACUGGACGGUCUUCUUACCCCGUCCUUCAUGAAGGAAGAUGCAGAUGAAGACCUGUUAGACCCCCUCCUUCCCAGCCUCAACAACCCCCCCAGUCCUCCUCCUCCUCCUACUCACCUUGCCCCACGCAAAGAAACCCUCUCCUCCACUUCCUCUACUUUGACCUCUCCAGACAUCACCUUAGGGGUCAACGCAGCCCAGCUGAAUGCUGUCACCUCCUUAACACCACCCUCGUCUCCAGAACUGGGCCGUCAUUUAGUCAAACCCACGAACACCCUCAGUGCCUCACCCGACGGGACCCUCACGCUCAAGCUAGUGGCCCGUAAGGUGGGCUUGAGCUCUGCCAAGCUUGUGGCAGCCCACCCGGUGCCACUUUCUCCCCAGCAUGGCAGCAGUGGUGCACAGAGCGACGGAGAACAGGGUGGCACCUGCACGAUGGGAGCCGGCGAGAUGGCAGAGAACAAGAAGAGGGUCCAUCGCUGCCAAUUCAAUGGGUGUCGGAAGGUCUACACCAAGAGUUCACAUCUGAAGGCGCAUCAGAGGACACACACAGGGGAGAAGCCGUACAAGUGCUCAUGGGAAGGCUGUGAAUGGCGGUUCGCGAGAAGCGACGAGUUGACAAGGCACUACCGCAAACAUACCGGCGCUAAGCCUUUCAAGUGCAAUCACUGCGACAGGUGUUUCUCUCGAUCUGAUCACUUGGCACUGCACAUGAAGAGGCACAUCUGAGGAGGAAGAGGAGGAUGCGGCAAAAUGGCGAGGAGGAGGAAGAGACAGAAAGAAAGUAGAGGAAGAGAAAGAGAGGGAUUAUGGGAAGGAGUCGGAUACCACUCAGGCCAUUCGCUCAUCCCACCAGAGAGGGGCCCCCCGUAAGGGAACAGGUCUUGAGGUUUGGUCGGCCAGGUCUGACCAUGAAGACGUAAAUUUGGAGGUCUACAGAUCUGAGAAGGUGGUACGACAUCGUAUGUCACUGAAAGACAACGUGCUUCAGUAGGUAUUUGCCUAAUACUUAAAACAUCAAUGACUCGAUUUAGUUGCUACUAUUAUUGUGUUCCAGUGUCUCCAAGAUCCAUUUAAAGCUUUCGUCAAUUUUCCGUAGAGUUCAUCUUACGCAGAUUGUCACAAACGGACAAGCUACCUUUGAACAUUGAUUUGAUUUACUGCACUGUGUGGGACGUGUCCCGAAUGCAUCUCCUUGAGAAAUUUUGGAGAAUAUCAUAACGAUAGGACACCAAUCCAAAGAGAUGGAUUAUUAUUAUAUAUAUAUAUAUAUUUUUUUUUUCCAUUUUGAGUAAGGAUUACCUUUCUGCUUUGAUCCCACCAAUGCACAGCCUAGAUCUAAAGUGGAAUGUCCAUCCAGAGAAAUCUGGAUUUCAAAGGCAAAAGGCAACCAAGUGGAAUCGCCCAUUGGUCAAAUGUGAAUCUCACUAGGGCCAGUGGAGGAAACACUCUCACCUUCUUCAUAGAUGGACAAAUCUCUCUCUUUGAAAUCCCUCCCUGCCAACCAACCGCUGCGCAGCGACACUUUGUGACUUUUUAUAAAGGAAAAAAAAAAUAAGGAAGAGAUCUUUUUGAAUGAUGACUAUGUUAUAUAAUUCAGAAGACUUCUUUUUUGCUUUUCUCCUGUGGAUGUGUACAAAUUAGAAAAAGAUAAAGAAAUAAAAAUGGACCAAAAAAAAAAACUGCCAUAUGCACAAGCGAAGAGUAGUGGAUUCUACACUGGCACAGACCGCAUCUGAGGUGGACUUAAUUUCUAUAGAAAUGCAAACUUUUAGUGGCAAAAAAAAAAGAAAAGGAAAGAAAAGAAAAGCAAUGUUGUUGUUGCACACGUUUUGAGCAUUCCUCAACAUUAUUUAUGACCCAUGAAAUGUUAUGCCAUAAACUUGGGUUCUUUCAGAAUUUCUAGGACUAGCAUGAAAUGAGAAAAGUACCAUGGUUUAUUUGCGGACUUCACAACAGAACAACGGCUUCCAUCAUUCAAGGCAGAGAUUUGUGACCACAAAGUUUAGAUUUUGUAAAUGCAUCACAGAAUGUCCCGAAAAACUGUUCGGACAGACAUUUCCAAUCAAUUAUUUUAGUUUGCACAGAUGAAAGCAUCAUAAGAAAGGUGUGUGUUGUGUGUUUUGCUGGUCCUAUAGGUAACAUCUACAUGUUUAGACUUUGUGAUGUUUUUUUUACUUACACAUUACAUAUCUACCUUGUGUUCCUGGUAAAAAUGGCUGUACAGUGUGGAAAUUGUAUAGUAAAAGUGAGGUUUAAAUUAUAACGUACAAUCAAGUGUGGGAUGGAAAGUGUUCCUGAAUGUAAGGUUGUUUGAUUGUGGACGGCCCUGCACUUAUGCAAUCAUUCAGUCCACUGAAAGGCCUGAUCUGCUCCAGAUAGAUCCCACUGUGGCUCAUGCAUAAAGAUCUACAGAAAUGCUUGCUGAUGAAGGAAGAACUCGCAUAAAAUUAAAAAUCUGUCAUCGUUUACUCACUGUUGUGUCAUUCUGAACGUAUGCAACUUUCUUUACUAAGUGUAGAAGAUGUUUUGAAGAAUGCUCUUUUUCCUAUGGUGAAAAACAGGAACAGAGGCUGUCAAACUCCAUAAAAUGUCAUGGAAGCACCAUAAAAAUAGUCCAAUGUGUCUAAAAACAGACCAAAAUUGAACUUGUUAUUCACAAGUCUUGCUUUGUGCAGUAGCUCUUAAAUCUCUUUCACACUUCCACAUUUUCAAACUUGUAACAAACAAUUACAAGACAUGCAAAAAAGACAUGAAAUUGGAUUUUGGGACUUAGUUAUGAAGUAUCUUCAUGUAUAAAGUUUGCAGGAACAUAGCUAUAAUACGUAAUAUUUCAGAUUUCAAUUGAAGUACAAGUUUUAUGGACUACUUUUGCAGCUAAACUUUUCGGAGCUCCACUUGUUCCUCUUCACUUUCAUAAUAUUUGUUAAAUAUUAUAAACGUUCAGCUAAAAAGAAAGUCAUACAGCUUUGGACUCAACAUGAGGGUCAGUAAAUUAUGACAGUUUGCAUUUUUGUGUGAACCAUCCCUAUUUUCCAACAUCCUGUUUUGUACGCAUUGUGGUGGAAACCACAUUUGUAUGAUUGAACUCAGAGGCCCAGAUCUGAAGAUGUAUAAAAUGAGCACAAAAAUGUAUUUGAUUUAUUUUUAACCAUUGCAUACUGUAUAUAAACAUCAUGAUGCUGAAACUGA
Messenger RNA from Cyprinus carpio (common carp), 3812 nucleotides. RefSeq names its product Krueppel-like factor 7. Gene Ontology annotation, molecular function: DNA-binding transcription factor activity, RNA polymerase II-specific; RNA polymerase II cis-regulatory region sequence-specific DNA binding. Gene Ontology annotation, biological process: regulation of transcription by RNA polymerase II. NCBI's taxonomy places the organism in Eukaryota, Metazoa, Chordata, Actinopteri, Cypriniformes, Cyprinidae. The transcript is spliced from 4 exons. Bases 549 to 1349 code for a protein of 266 amino acids. The record is from RefSeq and is a predicted model, not a curated record.